UCAUGGCGGAUCCAUUGAGUUUGUUGCGUCAAUAUAAUGUUAACAAAAAAGAAAUUAUUGAACGUGAAAAUCAAAUUAUUUUUGGCGAAUUUUCUUGGCCAAAGAACGUUAAAACCAACUAUUUAACAUACGGAUCCGGCAAAGAAGGAACAGCAAAGGAAUAUUAUACACUAGAGUGCCUCCUAUUUUUAUUAAAACAUGUACAGCUUACGCAUCCUGUGUACGUGCGACAAGCAGCCGCAGAGAAGGUUCCUGUCGUACGUCGUCCUGAUAGAAAAGAUCUUUUGGCCUAUCUCAACGGAGAAACUGCCACAUCAGCCGCCAUAGACAAAUCUGCUCCGUUAGAAAUUCCAACUCAAGUUAAGCGUACUGCAGAGGAUAGUCUUGAAAGUGGGUCAUCUAAGAAACCUCGUUUUGAAGAGACGCAUGUACAGAAAGUCAAGGAACAACUUGCAGCAAGACUUGAUGCUCCUAAAGAAGCAUCAGUCACAGUCGACAAUAUCAAGUCUCUUUCAGAGGCUAUGUCGGUUGAAAAAAUUGCUGCCAUUAAAGCUAAACGAUUGGCUAAAAAACGUACUACUAUUAAAGAAAAUGAUGAUAUUGGUAUGGGCUCAGAUUUACGUGUUAUUCUUGAUAUGGAUGUAGAUGAUACAAAAGAUAUAGUUUCGAGAGAAAGACAAUGGCGAACGCGUGCUACAAUUUUACAGAGUAGUGGUAAAAUAUUUGCUAAGAAUAUAUUCGCCAUUCUUCAAAGUAUUAAAGCUCGAGAAGAGGGAAGACAAAAGGGUCCUGCCAUUCCAACGCCAAUGGUUACUCCACGUUCUACUCCUAUGAGACCGUUACCUCAACCGGCUGUUUAUAAUCGUUAUGAUCAGGAAAGAUUCAUCAGGCAAAAAGAAGAAACUGAAGGAUUUAAAAUUGAUACCAUGGGCACUUAUCACGGAAUGACACUUAAGUCUGUGACAGAGGGUACUAAUCCGGCAGUAAGGAAACCACAGGCCAAUCCAUCCACGACUCCAACUUCUGGACUAUUACCGACAUCUGCUGCCAAACUUACACCUCAACAGGCAGCACAAAAUAAAAGACCUAGCAGAACUCCUAUAAUUAUUAUCCCUAGUGCAAAUACUUCUUUGAUUACAAUGUAUAAUGCAAAAGAUAUUCUUCAAGAUCUAAAAUAUGUUAGUCAUGAUGAUAAAAAGUCUCAAGGUUGUAAACGAGAAAACGAAGUUCUUUUACAACGUCGUAAGGAAGGUGGCUUAACAGUACCGUAUCGCAUCAUUGACAAUACGCAAAAAUUAACUCACGCCGAUUGGGAAAGAGUUGUAGCAGUAUUCGUUAUGGGACCAGCAUGGCAAUUUAAAGGUUGGCCGUUCGACGGUAAUCCAGUUGAAAUCUUUUCUAAAGUUUGUGCAUUUCAUUUGAAGUACGAUGAAAUGAGAUUGGAUGCAAAUGUAGCACGUUGGGCUGUUACAGUAAUCGAAUUAAGUAGGACAAAAAGGCACUUGGAUAGAGCAGCAUUAAUGAUAUUUUGGGAACAUUUGGAUAAACACAUGAUCAAAAAUAAGCCCCACUUACGAUUUUAAAUCGACGGAGAUUAUUAAUGGAACAUAGUUAUUGCGAACAAUAAAAACAGCUAUAAUAAAAUUCGCAUUUUGGGUACUUUUCAUAAAAGCGAAACUUGUAUAUAGAUUAUUAAGAAAAAAUAGAAAUAGAGAAGGAUAUAAAAGAAUUUUGUACAUAUAAAUAUAUUUGCAAGAUGGUAUAGCAUAUAUAUUAUCUUAUCGAAACAGAAAACUAGGAUUCAAAUCUGCAAAUUUAAUUAUUAAUUAUAAAAAGAAGCAACAAAAAAUCGCUUACCAUAUAUGGAUAUACGAUUUUUAUACAUAUCCACAAGAAUGAGUAUCAUCAUUGAUAAGCGUAAUGAACAUAAUUCACUUAAUGGAUGAGAUUGUUCGUAACUGCCUUUGUUUCACGUUUAAUAAUUAUUUAGCAAAUUAAUAAAAAAUAUUAACUAUAUGUGUAGUUAAUACACAUUAAAUAUACAAAGGUAAAUCAUUAUAGGCUCGUGAUACUAAUAUAAACGCAUGUGCCUAUUAUUAAGUAAUAUAUUUUAAGUAAAGCACAUUAUAUACGUCUAUACGUAUAUAAAAGAAAGAAACUGUACUAUGAUUUAAUGUAAAAUAUUUGGUAUAACAAUGGCAUUACACAAAUUGAAAGUAUUAUUCAACGGUGUUACAUUGAUGAAAUUUAUUAAAAAACCAAAUAACAAUA
This is a messenger RNA of Polistes dominula (European paper wasp), 2271 nucleotides long. It is a transcript of the gene hyx, whose product is annotated as cell division cycle 73 hyrax. The record is from RefSeq and is a predicted model, not a curated record. Gene Ontology annotation, cellular component: Cdc73/Paf1 complex. Gene Ontology annotation, biological process: transcription elongation by RNA polymerase II; positive regulation of transcription elongation by RNA polymerase II. Gene Ontology annotation, molecular function: RNA polymerase II complex binding. Lineage: Eukaryota; Metazoa; Arthropoda; Insecta; Hymenoptera; Vespidae.